AUGACCUCUAUAUUAUCAACAGAUAAUGAAUCACGUCAAUUUUUUUAUAAGCAAGCAGAUGAACAUAUAAAUUCACUUAAUAUUAAAUUUCAAGAAAAGGCAGUGAUUACUAAUAAAAUGAAUGAAAAGAUAAUUGCAUGUUUACAAAAUAAUUUAUCUUCAACAGAAAAUAAUGCACGUUUUAUAUCAUGGUGUCGUAAUUCAUUUGCAUUACGUGUAAUUGGAACACGCCAAUUUUUAUGUGAUAUUAAAUUUGGAAAACCUGUUUUGUUAUAUGAAAAUAUGUAUGAUAUAUAUAAAAAGAUUGAUACUGAAACUGCACAUGGUGGUCGAGAUAAAUGUCUCGAUAGUCUACUCAUUAAUUAG
Adineta steineri is the source of this 366-nucleotide messenger RNA. NCBI's taxonomy places the organism in Eukaryota, Metazoa, Rotifera, Eurotatoria, Adinetida, Adinetidae. The record is from the annotation of a GenBank genome assembly.